Molecule: messenger RNA, 853 nt
Organism: Paramecium sonneborni
Lineage: Eukaryota; Ciliophora; Oligohymenophorea; Peniculida; Parameciidae
Source: the annotation of a GenBank genome assembly
AUUAAUUGGAAUGAAUUCCUUGUGUACAAAAUAAGAAGAUUAGCAAGCCAUGAAUAAUGAGAGCAUACCAAAAUAGAUUUCUUUGUUUCCUAAUAAUAAGUAUUUGCUGGAUUAAUUAGUCAAAAUGUGAUAUAAUUUCAAUAGUACUAGUAGAUAAUUUAAAAAUUUUGGAAGGCCUUGCAGAAUUUGUUAGUUGCUUAAAUUUAACCUCACAAUUAACCAAAAUAUCCUUUUGUAAUUUAAAUAUCUUAUAAUGACUUUGUGGUACAUUCUAUAUAUUACAUAGGUUCAUUUAGGUCAUAAAUAAACAGAUUUAAUUAGUAGAUGUGAGUGUAUCUUUCCUUAUACGAGUUCUAUGAUUUAAUGCUAUUAAACUUAAGAAGGUCCUAGAGUUCAUAAGGUCAAGCUUCCCAUUUACAAGAGAAGAGGGGUAAGUUUGAUGUAGGAUUAAAAGGAUACUAAAAAUAUUCCAAAGAAUUAUUGUAAAAGUAUAAUAACUUUUGCAUGCAAGAAUGAAUAAAAUAUUUGCUUUUAAAUCUUAUAAGAUUAAUUGAAAGUUGUGAAAUUUAUAGAUAAGAUUUCUCAAUAUAAAAAACAAUUACUAAAUAUAAAGAUCUUUAGUGGUUUAUUGUAAUAAUCUGAUGAUUAAGAGGAAGAAGAGUACAGAAGAGCAUUCAGAAUAAUAAGGUAUGAUUAUAGAUGUAUAAAUAGUCAAAUCUUUAUAAAGAAAUAAGCUAUAAAUUAUAUAUUUAAUUCAAAAAUUGUUCAACAUAAUUGGCAUCUGAGAUAUAGAUAUUAAAUAUAUAAGGGAGUAAAGAAUCCAAAUAGUUUUUCUCACAUUAAAAAUUUAUGA